AAAACACAACCCUGUCCAACAGCGGCGGAAGGCCCUGCAGAAACUAACACAGCUCAGCUCCCUCGCAGCAGACUCACAGCGUGGAGCUUCGUUUAUGAGAAAACAAGUUACAACCGUUUUCUGACGGACAAUGUUGUGAGGAUGAUGUGGAUAUGAUGGUGCCCAUCCAACUGUGAGAAUGUAUGAGGUGAUGUCCGGGGACACCCUGGCCUGGAAGGCGUCCAGUCCAAGACCUAGCAGCACAGACUCCACACCUGAUUCAACUGGGGAUGGAGGGCCCGUCAAGAUCCUCAAAGUGUGCUUCUGCACCAACAACUCCUUGGGCAAGAACUUCAAGCUGGUUAAAUGUGACAGCGCCUGGCAAAUUAGGGCCAUCAUUCGUUCGAUUCUGAACAGUGGUCGAUUGGGACCGAAUAUCACACAUGCAGGAUGCUACAGUCUCCUGCUGAAGCACCUGAAGUCAGACGAAAUACACUGGCUGCAUCCAGAUAUGACCAUUGGGGAGGUGGAGCAACGCUACGAGAGCCAUCAUGUGGAAGCUGAGUGGAGGUAUGACCUCCGCAUCAGAUACGUUCCUGUCAACUUCUUGGAAAAAUUCAAAGAUGACAGAUCAACUUUAGUGUAUUUUUACCAACAGGUGCGUAGUGAUUACAUGCAGCAUCAUGCCUCUAAGGUCAGUGAAGGCAUGGCGCUGCAGCUCGGGUGUUUGGAGAUCAGGAGGUUCUACAAAGACAUGAAUGCUAAAGGUCUCGAGAAGAAGUCCAACUUUGAGCUGCUAGAAAAAGAAGUGGGCCUGGACCUCUUCUUUCCUCAAGAGCUUAUUAACAGCAUGAAGUCAAGGCAGCUACGGAAGUUGAUCCAGCAAACAUUUCAACAGUACGCAACACUCAAGGAGGAUGACUGCAUGAUCAAGUUCUUUGAGACCUUCAAAGAGUUCUCCAGUUACGAUGAAGAGGUUUUCCCAUGUGAACUUGUGCAAGGUUGGAGUCUAGCAGUGGAGCUGGUCGUCGGUGGGAGGGGCAUUCGCCAACGCACACAGAAGGAUUCAGCGCCUGUUUUUCUAGCCGACUUCAAACAGAUCAAGAAAAUAAAAUGCUUAUCUCGGAGCGACAGCAAGGCACUCAUAGACUUCAGCAUAGAGGGGGCCAGACAACGUCUAUCAAUCAAUGUGGCCACGAUGUCUAUGGCAGAGAACAUGAUGGACCUUAUUGAUGGCUACUGUCGCCUGGAAAAUGACACAGAGGAUAGUGUUAUCUACCGGCCAAAUAAAGAUGCCAGUGCACGGAGCGCUCUACCUGAGCUUCCUACAAACAGAAACAGCGGCUCGGUCAGACACAGUAUGGGGUCAGACAUCUAUUGUGAGAUUCUCGAUGAAAGGCCGACAUCAGUUGUCAAGUACGGGAUUGACCGGAGUGACAUUGUUCUCGGCCGAAUCCUUGGUGAGGGUUUUUUCGGGGAAGUCUAUGAUGGAGUCUACAAAAAAGAUAGUGGUGAGAGGAUCAAUGUGGCAGUGAAGACCUGCAAAGACUGUUCACCUGAUGUGAUGGAGAAGUUCAUGAGUGAAGCAGUGAUUAUGAAGAACCUUGAUCAUCAGCACAUUGUCAAACUGAUCGGAAUCAUCGAGGACGAUCCCGUGUGGAUCGUCAUGGAGCUUUAUCAGUAUGGAGAGCUCGGCAACUACCUAACUCAGAACCAGAACAAGCUGACGAACACAACUCUGGUGCUGUUCAGCCUGCAGAUCUGCAAAGCUCUUGUCUACCUCGAAGGAGUCAACAUGGUACACAGAGACAUUGCUGUGCGGAACGUGUUGGUCGCCAGUCCAGACUGUGUGAAGCUUGGAGACUUCGGUCUGUCGAGAUACAUCGAGGAUGAAGAAUACUACAAAGCAUCUGUUACCCGUUUGCCAAUCAAGUGGAUGGCCCCAGAGUCCAUCAACUUCAGACGUUUCACCUCGGCCAGUGAUGUCUGGAUGUUUGCUGUGUGUGUGUGGGAGAUAAUGAGUCGCGGACAGCAGCCGUUUUUCUGGCUUGAGAACAGAGACGUGAUCAACCAGCUGGAGCAGGGAAUCAGGCUGCCCAAACCAGACAACUGCCCUCCUGCCCUCUACUCACUCAUGACCCGCUGCUGGUCCUAUGAUCCCAGAGAGAGACCCAACUUCACUGAGCUGGUGGUCAAGAUCAGUGAUGUCCACCACAUGGAGAAGGAGCAGGAAGUGGAGAGAGAAAGGGACAGAACACGCUCCACAAAAUUUUUCGACACCAAGUUUAACUUCAACGAACCUCCACCCAAGCCUUCAAGAACAAAACCAGGGCGGUUCGGGAACACGCUCAGUAUUGGUCUACACAUUCAGCUGAACGAAGCUUUGUGUGCCAGCUCACCUGACCUGGCCAGCCCAUGUGACUACCAGUCCCCGGUCGACUCCACCAACAAUCUCACGUUGCCAUCCUGGUCCCCCCGGCGUCGAAGCAUGGUGGAGGGCGAGAUCUUCCGCGUGGACCCAAACAGCAGGGAGGACGCUACGCGCCUGUGGCAGACGGAGAGACGGCAGAUGCAGGCCACUCUCCGCCGGCAGAAAGAGCAGAUGAUGGAGGAUGAAAAGUGGCUGGAGAAGGAGGAGCAACGCUUGGUGGGAAACAGAGCUUCAUUAAGUUUUGUCAACCCCCUCUCUGUGUCUCUGUGUCACCCUACUCAGUUCAAUGUGGCCCUGAAGGCUACGCUGAACGAGGCAUCGUUUAACAAUAUCAACCCACUUGUUCACUCUCGACGCCCCGCAAGUCUUAAAUUAAAUGUUCCCCUGAUAACAGUUCCAAAGAGAGGGUCCAUGUCCAUAUUGUAUAAAAUGAACCUGCCUGUUCUUUUGCAGGACCCCAUGGGACCAGAGGACCCUACCAGCCCAGCGGCCCCUGAAGCUGACACAGAGAACGCACCCCCAGAGAAGCCCCCACGGCUCACAGCACAGCCUGCACCCACAGCUGAGCUGGACCGCUCUGAUGACAAAGUGUACCAGUACGUCAUGGACCUGGUCAAAGUCGUUGUCCAACUCAAGAAUGACAUCACAGAGUUGCCACCGGAAAAUUAUAUCACCCUUGUGAAGUCUGUUGGGAUGGCUUUACGAGACCUGAUUCGCAGUGUGGAUGACAUACUGCCCACCUUACACGAGUCUGUCAGGACUGAGAUCGAGGGCACCCAGAAGCUGCUGAACAACGACAUGGCGGAGCUCAUCAGCAAAAUGCGGCUGGCACAGCAGAACGCCAUCACCUCUCUGAAGGAGGAGUGUAAGAAACAGAUGCUGGCUGCCGCACACACACUGGCUGUGGACAGUAAGAACAUGUUGGACGCUGUGGAUCAAGCCAGAGUCAGGGCCAACUUAGCCAAGCCGGCGGAGCCCUAGUAGACUGUAAGUUCUCAUGUGCAGUGUCAGGUUUUUUAUGCAGAUUAUUCAGUAGUUUCCUGGACUACUGGAGUACAUGUAAAAAUGUAUGUGUUUCCAGACGAAUGCCCUGUUCUGUUUUCUAAAAUAUAAAACUCAGAAAUUCUAUAAAUAAAUUGAUCGUAGUGUCUUUUAUGGCAUUUGGAUCAGCCAGCACAGCCAAAAUGUUCACCACUGUAUGAGAGAGCGCAGGCCAGAGUGAGCUUGAUGUUAUCAAAAGCAAGUCAAGAAGUGUGGCGUGCAACUGAACACACUCCCCUAUGCAGAGCUGCCUGUACGUCACAGCCUGCAAAUCAUUUCUGCCUGAAGUGCCUUAUAACCGAAUCAAAUCCCAGCAUCUGCAAACAAAUUUGUUUGAAAGAAACUGCGUCAGUCUUUGAAUUGCAAAAACAUAGCAUCACAAAAUGCCAAACGUUGAGCUUUUCUGAACAUUUAUGAGUUAUGCAGUGAUCAGAAAAGUAAACCGACUUUCUUUGUCUUUCUUUUUUUUUCAUAAGGAAACCUGUAUAACUGCGGUCACGUCAUUUCCAUGGGCACAGUGAAUAAAUGAGGCUGUACAGACGCUGUGAAAAUUAAAUUAUUCACCUUUUUUUCAACUCAUCCUAGCUAUUUGUGCUCAGAUGUCAAAUAGGGUCUGAAAAAGUCUACAGACAUCUGGAAAUUUGAGUCUGGAAACGUGAAUAUCUGAAAUGGAACAUGUCUAUGAACCUUUACACAUUAAGCAAAUGAUUCACAUCUGUCAGUCAGAAAUAACAUUUGCACACAGGUGAGCAUUUUUGUUGUGUCAAACUGCUUAAAUUAAGGCUGUGACCGUUCUUCAUCAUACCUGUAAAUGUGUCUUGUUAAGUUUAAAUAAGAUGCUACAACUCAGUGGAUACAGACAACUUGGAAUUAAGUGGUUGUGUGCUCAUUAAAGAUGUAUGUAUACUGAAAUCGAUGAUGAUCUAUUGGCAACACAUUUACAGUGACAGACACUUUUCAUUCAGUGGAAACUGUUCUCAUUUGUGAUUGGAGAGUUAUUGACUUACUUCAGUAUUUGUCAACCUAGACCCUAUUUUCCUAUGUUUUUGUGUCUAAGUGAGUAAUGGAGACAACUAUUUUCUAAUCUGGUCCCAUAUUGACAGAGAGCGCUGCAGCUGGCAGCUGCCAAACAGGCUGUAAGUAACCUUUUGGGGCAUGUUUGCACCGUCAAUUUAUGCCUCCUAAAAUGCUUGUAUUUGCCACUGACAGGCUCAGGAGUGUCUGACAACAUUAUGGAAAGGAUCCCGAGAGCGAUAGCCAUUUUUGUUAAUGACUAAGAUCCUUGUUGUUUGACAAGAAACAGUCGCUAUUGCCAAAUCCACCAGACUCCAUUCAAAUAAAUAGUAAUUCUAUCAUCGUAAAACACUUCAUUCAAAGUCAACAAAACAAAAUAAAGCUAAAAAGAAACAGUCUUGGAUUGUCUCUUCAUGGCUAAAACAAUCACCAACACUGGUUUGGUUGAAAUAAACCUUUAAUUUCCCCAGUAGGAUGUGAAAAAAUGCUGGCUCCACACACGCUAAAAUUACCAUUUAUUUAAAUGGAGUCUUGUUGCCUUGGUUUUAGUAUUUUAGUAUUUGGUUAAACAAAAAUGAUCUUACUCUUUAACAAAAAGGUCUGUCUCUGUAGGGAUCCUUUCCAUAAUGUUAUCAGACACUUACAAUAAUAAUCUGAGCCUGUUAUGGGACAAAAACAAGCACUUUUAGUGGAUUUAAAUUGUUGGUGCACAAUUGCCCUGACAUUGGGCAAUGGUUACAUUGCAGCCUGUUUCGUGGCUACCAGCUGCAGCGGUCUCUUUCAAUACUGGCCCAAUUUCAAAAAUUGUUGUUCCCAUUAGUCACUUAGACACAAAACAUAGGAAAAUGGUUUCAGAUUUUAAAAUAUUGAACUCACCCUUUAAUUAUCUGUUCAGAAACUGAAUCUUUGUAAAUAUAAAAUGUCGUUUUUACGCAGAAAAAAAUAAUGCAGACUAAAACACAAUUACAUGGUUUACUGCCUCAAACCUGUCAGCAGUGACCUGAGUGAAAUGUAAAGAUGACAAAAUUGCCAUUCAACUGUUCAAAAGUGUUUUAUAGUAAAUAUAUAUACAGUUCCUAUCUCAAGUUUGACUAUGAUGCAUUAUGUUAAAAAAAAUGAUGAGAUGAAGACGACAGUGGUUUGGAUAAUGGAUUGUCGGAUAUGUCACAUACUCUUUCAAGAAAAAGGUUUUUGUAUCAUGUCCAUUAUCAUUAUUAUAAAAUAUCAAAUUCUAGUAUGUAAAUCAAGUGAUAUGCAAAUAAAUAUCAUAAUGUAUA
Messenger RNA from Epinephelus lanceolatus (giant grouper), 5742 nucleotides. It is a transcript of the gene ptk2bb, whose product is annotated as protein tyrosine kinase 2 beta, b. Lineage: Eukaryota; Metazoa; Chordata; Actinopteri; Perciformes; Serranidae. Gene Ontology annotation, molecular function: ATP binding; protein tyrosine kinase activity. The record is from RefSeq and is a predicted model, not a curated record. Gene Ontology annotation, biological process: protein phosphorylation; signal complex assembly. Gene Ontology annotation, cellular component: cytoskeleton; focal adhesion.